AUGGAAGCAGAAAUAGGAGAUGUUCAUAUCAAUGUGUUUACUUUUGGUGCAAACACUGCUUCUGCUGAAGAUAGCAUCUAUCUCUUGGAUGUGAGGACAACUAGUAUCGGUCCUAUCAUUGAUGAUGAAGGCAAAUCAGCACAUUCUCUUCAUCUCUUUGCUAAUGGUGACCUACAACCUCUUCCUGAUGGUGCUUGCACCUUUCCAACAAUAAUCAUAGCAGGAAAGGUUUUGUGGGGUGCUUUUACACUCAACCAAGAAAAUGGUUUUGAUAUGGAUGUUUCUCAGUACAUUGUGGGUCCACAACAAAACAUGCAAGUUCACUGUUACUAUCCCAAAGGACACCCCCAUUUCUCUAAAACUCCCUUGCCCACUGCUAGCAAGCAUGUCGUUGUUCAAGGCACAGUCCAAAGUAUUACUGGAGAUCAAUGCGUUGUGACCAUCAAAGAUAUUGCAUUAGGUCCCUUGGAUACUGUUACCACUACUGAUAACAGAUCUGAAAAUGUUCCUGCUAUUCAUCUCAAGCAGUUCGACUGGGGAGGAGCACAUAAGGACAAGGAGAAGCUGAAAGAGAAGGGGAAAGGCAAGGGAAAGGAGAAAAAAGAAGACAUUGAAAGCAAUGAUCAGAAUAAAGGUAAAAGAGCAUGUGAUGAUGAUGAUGACAAAGAUAGGGAUGGUGAAGCAUCCACCUCCAUUGCACCUCACAAAGUUGCUUGCCUUUCCAAAUAA
Molecule: messenger RNA, 729 nt
Organism: Suillus subaureus
Lineage: Eukaryota; Fungi; Basidiomycota; Agaricomycetes; Boletales; Suillaceae
Exons: 3
Coding region: 1-729 (242 amino acids)
Source: RefSeq, a predicted model, not a curated record